AAAGUUGAGAGAAAAGUCUUCACAGCGGAAGAAGAAAUCACUUUUUUGUCCCGAAUCAGUGGGUGGAGGCAAAACCCUUCAGCAAGAAGAGAAGCAACUUCAGCCGUGUAUGCAAAUGGAUAACCGGUUGCCUCCCAAAAAAGUUCCAGGUUUCUGUUCCUUUCGCUAUGGAUUGUCUUUCCUUGUGCACUGUUGUAAUGUUAUAAUAACAGCACAGCGUGCGUGCCUGAACCUCACAAUGGUAGUCAUGGUGAAUAGCACAGAUCCACAUGGUUUGCCCAACACCUCCACAAAGAAGCUCCUGGAUAAUAUAAAGAACCCUAUGUAUAAUUGGAGCCCAGAUAUCCAGGGAAUCAUCUUGAGUUCCACCUCCUAUGGUGUCAUCAUCAUCCAAGUUCCUGUUGGAUACUUCUCUGGAAUAUAUUCUACAAAGAAAAUGAUUGGCUUUGCAUUAUGCCUCAGCUCUGUGUUAAGCCUGCUCAUCCCACCAGCAGCUGGAAUUGGAGUAGCUUGGGUCGUUGUAUGUCGAGCAGUUCAGGGAGCAGCCCAGGGGAUAGUUGCAACAGCCCAGUUUGAAAUAUAUGUCAAAUGGGCUCCUCCCCUGGAACGAGGCCGACUUACUUCUAUGAGUACAUCAGGGUUUUUGCUGGGACCCUUUAUUGUCCUACUUGUGACUGGAGUUAUCUGUGAAUCUCUGGGCUGGCCCAUGGUCUUCUAUAUUUUUGGUGCUUGUGGCUGUGCCGUAUGUCUUCUCUGGUUCGUUCUGUUUUAUGAUGACCCCAAAGACCACCCAUGUAUAAGCAUCAGUGAAAAGGAAUACAUCACAUCCUCCCUGGUCCAGCAGGUCAGUUCAAGUAGACAAUCUCUGCCUAUCAAGGCUAUACUUAAGUCGCUUCCAGUCUGGGCUAUUUCCACUGGUAGUUUUACGUUUUUCUGGUCACAUAACAUCAUGACACUAUACACUCCAAUGUUUAUCAACUCCAUGCUUCAUGUUAAUAUAAAAGAGAAUGGGUUCUUGUCUUCCCUUCCCUAUUUGUUUGCCUGGAUCUGUGGUAACCUAGCAGGUCAGUUAUCAGACUUCUUCCUGACCAGGAAUAUUCUCAGCGUAAUUGCUGUCCGGAAACUCUUCACAGCAGCAGGAUUUCUCCUUCCUGCAAUCUUUGGUGUCUGCCUGCCUUACCUGAGUUCCACCUUCUACAGCAUUGUCAUUUUCCUAAUACUUGCUGGUGCAACAGGCAGCUUUUGCUUGGGUGGAGUGUUUAUAAAUGGCUUGGAUAUUGCUCCCAGAUAUUUUGGAUUUAUUAAAGCAUGUUCAACUUUAACUGGAAUGAUAGGAGGACUAAUUGCUUCCACUUUGACUGGAUUGAUCCUUAAGCAGGAUCCGGAAUCCGCCUGGUUUAAAACCUUCAUCCUGAUGGCAGCCAUUAAUGUGACUGGCCUAAUUUUCUACCUUAUAGUUGCUACAGCAGAAAUUCAGGACUGGGCUAAAGAAAAACAACACACACGUCUCUGAAGGUGAGAAGUGAUCAGAUUAAGGACAAUUUUUGAAACUGGGAAUGCAGGAGACAGAGGAGAUAAGGAUGACUCCUCAGACGAGAAGGAAUAACGGGUGCAGGUUUGGAGAAGAGGAGACCAUGUUAAGCCUGAGAAUAUUAGACAUCCUGAAAUGGCUGUGGGACUCUGUGGGGAUGCUAAGGCUGGAGAUAUAAAUUUGGGAGGCUGGGCCUCUUUAACAUCAAAAGAUGAGGAUGAAAAAGAGAAGUUUGCAAAAAAGACUGGGAAGGGCCUUCAACGAAGUAGGAAGAACAGUUGUAAAAUGGAGACUCGAAGUGAAAAAGGUUGGGAGCAAGGACCUUUGGCAAGUGCUAUAAUAUCAAGACAUUACAUUAUAUAAGGUCUAAGAAUUUACAAUGGUUUAGGCAAGAGAAACUUUAAAGGUAACCCUGACUAAAAUGAUUUUCAAAUGAAUGAUGGAGACAAAGAGUCCUUUAAGGUGUGUUCAAGGUAUAAUACUGUGCUUUGCUUAUGUAAACUCUAUCAGUGGUAAAUGAAUUGGAGGAGAAAUGUCUCUUUGUAGAAUAAUUUUGGCUAAUACAUAAAUAAGAAUUGAAAGAUGCAGAAUGUCCUUAUUUUGCAACCCUCAAUAAAUUAAGAGAUCCA
Homo sapiens (human) is the source of this 2160-nucleotide messenger RNA. It is a transcript of the gene SLC17A1, whose product is annotated as solute carrier family 17 member 1. The record is from RefSeq and is a predicted model, not a curated record. The transcript is spliced from 12 exons. Gene Ontology annotation, molecular function: phosphate transmembrane transporter activity; transmembrane transporter activity. Lineage: Eukaryota; Metazoa; Chordata; Mammalia; Primates; Hominidae. Gene Ontology annotation, cellular component: plasma membrane; membrane; apical plasma membrane. Gene Ontology annotation, biological process: phosphate ion transmembrane transport; sodium ion transmembrane transport; transmembrane transport. Bases 110 to 1513 code for a protein of 467 amino acids.